GUAGGCUGCCUCUCAUUUGAUCAUUUUUAAUCACACCCAUGUUUUUUCUCCCCACUACUGUAAAAAUAACCAAACGCAGGCAGAAAUACUUUUUAGGAGCCACCAGAAUAAAUGAUGAGACUCUGAUCUCCCGCUGAGACUUGAAACACUUCCAUGCAGCAGGACAAGGACGCUGAGGAUGUUUGCGUCCUCCGCUGCAGUGCGCCCGCACUCUGGAGAGCUGGUCUGAAAUAGGAGGCAAAACUGCACAACUUGCUUGAGAAAAAGUAACUCACCCAGCCCCAAUUUUCACCUCCGCGGCAUCAUGCAGAGCAACGGCAGCGCCUUCGGACCCCCGACCUCUCUGAGCGUGUGUGGAGAAGAGGAUGAGCGCGAAAUUUCCAAAUUGGUCAGCCCCACGGGAGCAGCCUCCAACCUGGCAACCUUUAACUUCUCUUUGAACUGCUGGCUUCACAUCCUCUCCAAGGAAUCCUCAGUGGACCUGCACGGAGACAGCGCAAACCUGGCAGUGCGAGUUCUCAUAGCUCUGGUUUACCUCGUGGUGUGUGUCCUGGGACUCGUGGGUAACUUCCUGGCGCUCUUCUUGCUCCACUCCCGCCGACGUGGUCGCCACCACUCUUCCAUUGACUGCUUUGUGAUGAGCCUGGCACUGACCGACCUCCAGUUCGUCCUCACCUUGCCUUUCUGGGCCGUGGACACGGUGCUGGACUUCCGCUGGCCCUUCGGCCGGGUCAUGUGUAAGAUCGUGAGCUCGGUCACCACGCUCAACAUGUACGCCAGCGUCUUCUUCCUCACCGCCAUGAGUGUGACCCGCUACCGCUCCCUGGUGACCUCCCUGAAGAUGGAAAGCCCCAGGAUCACCACUGCUCGAGCCAAGUGGGUCAGUUUAGCCAUUUGGGUGGUGUCACUUGUGGCUACGCUGCCUCACACUCUCUACUCCACCACAGUCCAGGUAUCGGCUGACGACGAGCUGUGCCUGGUGCGGUUCUCCGACUCCGACUCAGACUACUGGGAUCCACAAGUCCUGCUUGGACUCUAUCAAACUCAAAAAGUUCUCUUAGGAUUUGUAGUGCCCUUGAUUGUCAUCAGCGUCUGCUACCUCCUCCUCCUGAGGUUCAUCCUGAGCCGACGUGUUGUCAGCAGUGUGGACAGUGGAAGCGUCGGAGAGAGGUCAGAGUGUGAGCGCGGUCGCCACCGCCGCCGCUCCAAAGUCACCCGCUCUGUCACCAUUGUAGUUCUGUCCUUCUUCAUCUGCUGGCUGCCCAACCAGGCUCUCACUCUGUGGGGGGUGUUGAUCAAAUUUGACAUGGUGCCCUUCAGUAAAGCCUUCUACAACGCCCAGGCCUAUGCCUUCCCACUGACCGUGUGUCUGGCUCAUGCAAACAGCUGCCUCAACCCGGUGCUCUACUGCCUGAUCCGACAGGAGUACAGAGCUGGACUGAAGGAGCUCCUGCUGAGAGUUUCGCGCUCUAUCCAAAAUGUCGUCACGCUGGCUCUGAGAGGCAAACGAGUGGAGGAAGCACCGUCCAGUCUCGUCAUCAUACAUAAAGACAUCAACAUGUAACUUAUUCUAUGAGAAGGAACCGUUUGGGGAGGUUUGGGACACGUGCAUAUUUGCGUCUUACUUGCUGAGAGUUUGAUGAGAGGACUAAUCCCAGUUCUCAAGCCUGAAGCUGCAGUUAAAUUAAACAAUUGUAAUUUAUAUAUUAUAUUAACAAUUAAAUAUAUUAGUGAGCUUUUGUGGCCAC
This is a messenger RNA of Solea senegalensis (Senegalese sole), 1748 nucleotides long. Its product is annotated as relaxin-3 receptor 1-like. The record is from RefSeq and is a predicted model, not a curated record. NCBI's taxonomy places the organism in Eukaryota, Metazoa, Chordata, Actinopteri, Pleuronectiformes, Soleidae. Gene Ontology annotation, molecular function: G protein-coupled receptor activity. Gene Ontology annotation, cellular component: membrane. The transcript is spliced from 3 exons. Gene Ontology annotation, biological process: immune response; G protein-coupled receptor signaling pathway. Bases 305 to 1564 code for a protein of 419 amino acids.